Peronospora farinosa is the source of this 678-nucleotide messenger RNA. NCBI's taxonomy places the organism in Eukaryota, Oomycota, Peronosporomycetes, Peronosporales, Peronosporaceae. The record is from the annotation of a GenBank genome assembly.
AUGGUGCUAUUCCAGACGCUUCGGAAGACGGCAAACCACGGGCUGCGCAUGGCUUCUCGCAGCUCAAUAUUGUACUCCACGGAACGUGUGUUCCCCAACUUUUCGGUGUAUGGCAGCGACUCGGUCUUCCAAGUGUCUCCCAAUGCUCCACAAUACACGGAUAGCGGUAGUUAUUUGAAGACAAAGCGUAUGGGUGCCAUCAUGCUGUCGUGGGCCAAGGCCACAAACUCAGGCUACAACUAUCAGAACAAGACUUUCUUCUCGCUGAGUCCGUCGGAGGUGGGACUAGUGCUAGAGCUGCUGGACUCGCGUAUCCCGGAGCUGUCAUUCACGCAUUCGCCCAACAUGAAUGCACCUGAAGAGGACAAGAACACCAAGUCACUGCAAAUUGCACGCACGAUGGGCUCUGAUGGAAACCCUUCGAUCUUGAUCAAGGUCACCCAUGAAAGUGAAUCUGUUGCUACGCUCAACGUGGGUGAGGCUCGUGUUCUCCGGGAGCUACUGACGUACUCUCUUCCUCGCUUGUUCGGCUUCCACUCGGUGCUAGAAGGACCUCUCAAUGUCGAUGGUGGAAGUAGUGGCGGAUUCUCGCAGGAAAGUGGCAACAACUCAUACUCAUCAGGCUCCACUGGUGGAUAUCGCGGCAACACCAAGCCUGCUGGAGACUGGCCCUUCUAA